Molecule: messenger RNA, 1633 nt
Organism: Somion occarium
Lineage: Eukaryota; Fungi; Basidiomycota; Agaricomycetes; Polyporales; Cerrenaceae
Source: the annotation of a GenBank genome assembly
GAGUAGUACUUAAGCUUGGUACCCAUGAUAACAUGAUAGCCCCGUCCGAAAAGCAGGCCACAGCUCUUGUUGAGCUUGCGAUAGGAACGCCGUAAUAUGGUCCAAGUUCAUUCUCUCAACAUCUCACCGCCUCUUAUCAACUCGUCUUGUGCAUGGGCUUCCGACUAUGCGCAGCUGCGCGAGUUGUACCAAUGCGCGGAAAUUGGAGCGAUUACCACUCGUACCGCUACUCUGAAGGGGUUCAACCAGGAUGAAACCCACACUGUCGCAUUCUCCAACACGUCCGUCACAACGGUAAAUUCUUAUGGAUACUCACCACACCCAUUGGCAUCAUAUAUUGAAUGGGUGUACGAACUGCUCACGAGCUCCGGGGCUCGGUUGAAGCCUGUGAUCAUCAGUGUCACGGAUUCGGAUCCAGACAAGUUACGCGAAUUGCUCUCUCAAAUCCAAAGUCUACGCUCCCGGCUGAGGGCGGUUUCCUCUGGACAUGAUGGCACAUCGGAUUUGUCUCGUUUUGUCGCAAUUGAGCUUAACACUUCCUGCCCGAAUAUCAAGAGCAAGCCUCCUCCAGCUUACACCCUCCCACUUCUGAAACCUCUCCUCAACGUACUCGCCGAAUCGUUUUAUGAGGAUGGGACACUGACUAUUGGGCUGAAGCUUCCCCCAUACAUCUACUUGACUCAGUUUAGCGACCUCGUCGAUUGUCUUGCUCAAUAUUCGAGAGCAGGCGACAAGGAGAUCCUCACGAUCCCGUUCGCGUUUCUGACGUGUACCAAUACUCUUGGGUCGUCCCUCCUCUUCACGGAUCAAGUAUUACCUAGAUCAACAACGCCGUCGUCUGAUGUCCAAUCUAGCUUCGCGCUUCCCACUGGCCUUGGAGGGCUCGGGGGAGAUGCAAUGCAUUCCCUAGCCUUAGGCAACGUCUACACGUUCUCACAGCUUCUAGCGUCAUCUGAAGAUGCCGCUGUGAAGGACAUCAAGGUUAUCGGUGUUGGUGGGGUUACGAAUCCAGAGGCUAGAAAGAGGAUGCAUGCUGCGGGUGCUAGCGUGGUAGGCUGUGCAACGUUGUUGGGAUUCAAAGGUGUCGAAGGCUUCAAGCUCUUAAGUCAAUAGGUCAGGACUCAUUCAUGAAGGGUUAAUAUGGCUCACCGAAUGUUAAAAUUCGCCAGGUUAUGUACGAUGAUGUUGCGCGUAAUCAAUCUCGUUGAAUGGAGGCUCAGUUGAAUCUUCCCUUCUCGCUCUACAUUUCUCAUGCCUAUCGCCCUCAGCGUUUGGAGGAUAUCUUUCAAUACUGCUCCAGCAUUGCGAAUAUAGAUUUCGUUCAGACAUUGGGCGAUACAGACGAACCCGAUAUACGAAUCUGCUACGACGGAUCAUAAUUGGUGUGAGAGGCAUUAGAAGUUGAGGCUACUACAAUCCCGGCGGUUCUCCAAACGCAGGUGACGAUAACGUUCCUGGAAAGGAUGGAGGAUUAGCCAAUACGACAUGUUUUUUCAGCACUCCCGCGUCGCCUCUCGUCGGCGAUGGGAUAGGACUAGAAGACAGACUGUGGGAGUCUCUGAGAUACUUCCAUGAAGUUGGACAUAUGUUGGGGCUUCUUCAUCCUUUGUGAAUACUAUGAAGAAUUUACCUU